Lates calcarifer (barramundi perch) is the source of this 4771-nucleotide messenger RNA. It is a transcript of the gene b4galnt1b, whose product is annotated as beta-1,4-N-acetyl-galactosaminyl transferase 1b. Lineage: Eukaryota; Metazoa; Chordata; Actinopteri; Centropomidae. The record is from RefSeq and is a predicted model, not a curated record. Gene Ontology annotation, cellular component: Golgi membrane. Gene Ontology annotation, molecular function: hexosyltransferase activity. Gene Ontology annotation, biological process: ganglioside biosynthetic process.
UAUUUGUGUUCAGACUAGAAUACUUACCUAAUAUUACUUAGCCAGACUAGCCAGAAAAAGAAGAACCGUUAAACACGCAUUCACACAUUCCCAUAUGAUAGGACACACACAGGCCAAACACAUAUGUGCACAGACGCCCACACACACGCGCAUGGUUUUGUUGAUCUAUAUUUAUGAGCAGGUCUUGUUACUGGGACAUCAGCCAAAUAAAUUAUUACAGAAAUGGUGCUAUAGCUCAUACGUGGUUGAUGAUGUGUAUUACAUGUUGGGGCUCCAUGAUUGACCGCUGAGUGUUGUCUUGAGGUGCGGUGCGCGCUCCGCUCCACUCCGCUGUGCUGCUGCUGCUGCUGCAGGGGGAGCGUCCGUCCAGAGCCUGCAGUGCUGCGAUGUGUGGCUGCUGCGUUUUUCCACAUCUAAUCCCAUUUCCAAGACCGGUUGAGAAACAAAUUCAUUAAGAGGGACGACCUCCUUGCAGGGCGGGUGCGUGAAGCAGCUUACAGUGUGCGUCUUUGGACUGAGAUGGGGGAGGCGCUCACUCCUUUCUGUAACUAUCUACAUGGUUUCUGGAGAUGCAGGUGCCUACAGAGGAUGACCUUUCACUGACUGGAUAGAGGCAGUUGGGUUUUAGGAUGCGCUCCCUAAGGAAGACGGUGUUGCUCGCCAUUCUGGUGUCUGUGGUGCUGGUACUGGCCCUCCUCCAUUCAUGGCCAACUCGGGCCUACAACACAGUGGAUGUGUGGCAGCGACCAGGGCCAAUAGUAGAGAGGCACCUGGAGGACAGGCUCCCAGAACCAGACCAACGAUUAGGCAACAUCCCCUUUCAUGUGAGGGAUAAUGUGGCAAGUUUGUUGGCCCGUAACGGGUGCGUAUGUGAGGGUGAGAGUGGAGGAGUAAACCUGCCCUUCGCCCAACUCUUAUUCCCGCGGGUGUCAGCUCACCCGCUGCACACUGCCUUUGAGGCCUCCGAGCUGGAGGAGAUGAAGAGGAGACGGGCCAAAGAGUACAAGAGUUUCCAGAAGAGGUCACAGACUCCUGCAGAUGUUCUCAUUGUUGCAGAGGCUAACAAUCCCUUACAGUAUCCAACACAGGGGGUGGAGGUACGGCCCCUGAAAACAAUCAUCAUCCCAGGCUUGGCCUUACACAACCUUCCCAGAGACCAUUACUCAAUAAACAUCACUGCCACACUGGGAACGCUGAAUGUGGCAGCAGAGGUAGACGGGGUGAAAAUCAAAGGCGAUGGUGAGAUGCACAUGACUCUGUCUAGCAGCCUCCUGCCGAACCUGAACCGACAGCUGCAGUUUGUCACCUACACAAACACUCUGUUUCACCCUAGCACAGCUGACACAGUGCAGUUUGAGACAGAGGGGCAUCAAGCUGUCUUCAGUAUCAAGAUCCGUCACGGUGUAACACCCAAACUGUACAACACUGGAUCCAAAGGAGACUACAAUGUGAGCGCCCUCGUUACCAUAGCUACAAAGACUUUCCUGCGUUAUGAUAAGCUUCAAGAUCUUAUCGACAGCAUCAGAAGAUACUAUCCUACUGUCACCAUAGUAAUCGCUGAUGACAGUGAAAAUCCCAAAACCAUCUCUGGGCCUUACAUCGAACACUACAUCAUGCCUUUUGGAAAGGGUUGGUUUGCCGGACGAAACCUGGCCGUAUCCCAGGUGACCACAAAGUACGUGCUGUGGGUGGAUGAUGACUUCAUUUUCACGGCCAACACAAAGCUGGAGAAGCUUGUGGAUGUUUUAGAGAGGACCACUCUGGAUCUGGUGGGUGGUGCAGUGCGGGAGGCCACAGGGUAUACUGCCACAUACAGACAGACCAUCUCCAUCGAGCCAGGGGAGGAGGACGGUGACUGUUUACACAUGAGGAGAGGAUUUCAUCACAUCAUCCAAGGCUUCCCCAACUGUGUCGUCACUGAUGGGGUCAUUAACUUCUUUCUGGCUCGCACUGACAAAGUCCAGCAGGUCGGUUUUGACCCGCGCCUCGCCAGGGUAGCUCACCUGGAGUUUUUCAUCGACGGCCUGGGAUCUCUCCACGUGGGCUCUUGCGAUGACGUCAUUGUCAAUCACGCCACCAAAAUCAAACUUCCCUGGGUCAGCCAGUCAGAGAGCGACAAGAUUUAUGCCAAGUUUCGUUACCCGCCGGCCUCGUCCGACGCCACGCACACGAAAAAUGGCCUCCUGUUCUUCAAGAAUCGAUUCCAGUGUUUGACUCAUAAUUAGUCCCCACCACCCACCACACUCACCUUCUCCUCUUUAUCCUAAGGUUCCUCUGCUCUUCCUGAGUUGCCAAAGAAGUUCUCCUCCACUGCGUCCCGUCAGAGAAGAUUUCAGACAAACACUUUUGUUUGCCUUUCGUUGAAAAACUUGAAACGGUUUUCAGGCUUCACCGCAGAGAACAUGUGCCAUUAGAGCAGUAUUAUAAUGUUGAUUCUGUCAGCGCGCAGCUCUGCGGUGAGCCGACAAGUCCUUUUACACUGUAAAUAUCCCGAAACCUGGCAUAAAAGUUCAGGUGCUCUUCUAGAGUUAAAUCACAGCAUAAUCUUGAUUAUUUCAAGGUUAUAAAGGGAUACUGCUUUGUGUUUGUCCAAACCUUAUCUGGCUACACAUCCUCAAGUUGUACAAACAGAGAGACCAAGCUUUGGGAAAACCCAACAGGUAGCAUCCAGACAGUCUGAGUCACUUCAUCAUCAUCCUAUUCUAAUGUCAGUAGAGGUACAAGUCCUCCCUCAAUUUGCACUAUCCAAAAAAAAAAAAAAAAUAAGAAGAAUAGAAGAAGACUGAGCUUGGGAAAGCAAUAGUGACUUGGUGAGAGUCUGAGAACGAGGUUUCACGGUUAGUGAGGACAAAGGUGACGCUUCCCAGAAAGUGACAAUCCUGUAGACACAGAGCAUAGGUAUCAUUUUACCGAUGCCACAUGAAGAACGUGUUCAGAACUUUUCACGCUGUGGUACCUACGCUCCGUGACAGGUCGUGCCAAAGGUAUGGCUGCUUUGGGAUGGUUUUAUCUUGUUUGUGUUCUAUUUUUGCCACCCCACCCCCCACCUUUUACCCAGAAUCCUUUGUGUCAGUUUUGAGUGAUUAAUCACACCUGAGGAGGAGAAACUUUUGGGGUCUCAUCCAUCUGGAGUCACACCUGGUGUUAGCUGAUCUGGGAGCAGCCUUGUUUUUUGUUUUUGUUUUUGUUGGUCUCCUGCUAUCUGUCACUCUCCGGUUUCUUCGACAAGCAUCUGAAGAAGAGGAGUGUUUGUGUCCGGUGCACGCUGAUGAAUAACAGUGAGACUGAUUGCAUCUUACACAUGCUGCGUAAAAGAGAAGUUGGAUGAACCAAAACGCAUGUGAAUUUUCUGUCAUUAUAAAACAAGAAAAGAGCUGGGGGAGGGAAAAAAAACAAGAAUUAAUGAGAGUUUGAUGAUUAUUUGACAUCUUGAAACACAGUCUGAGUGGUCAGAGCAUGAGAGGAAAACUGUGAGUGACACGUGGUGAGACAAAGCUGAUGAAACAAGACUUGAAAAUCCUGUUUUUAUACUGGCGGAGAGUCAGUGUGCGUCAAAGACUGUGAUACACUCAUGCCUGAAGUGUCGAUGCUGUUCUUUUAUACCAUGGCCUUUAGAUGGCGCCCUUGUAUCACUCUAUUGUUUCCUAAUAAGUUUUUCAGUUAUUUGUUAUCAGCAAAGAGGUGCCCGAGAUUUAUAAAAGGAUUUUUUUUUUUAAUCUCAAGAGGAAUAUUUUAAAACUAUCUUGUGUGAAGUUUUUGUCUGUUAUGGAUUUGUUUUGUUUGUUUUUCUUUACCAAAAUGUGACAUUACCUCUGUGGACAGGAACAAGAAACUAACUUCAUCAGUGAAAUUAUUCAAAAAAAGAAGAAAAAAAAAAGGCUUUUGUGUAAUUGUGUGUUCAAAACUUCGUCAUACAUUAGGAUUUGUAGCUGUCGAAAGGAUCUAUAGCUGAGCUUCUUUUUUUCUUUCUUAAGAUUUAACUUGCCUGCCUCACCCCAAAACCACCUGUGUGAGUCUUCUGAUCACAGCAUAACGAGCAUUUUUUUUUAAUUUAUUUCAAAUGUUGACAUAUUAAAAUGUCUAAAAAAACAAAAAACAAACUCUUUCAUUUCCGAAGCAUUUGUUGGGGGGUGAAAAUAAAGGGUCCAGUCUACAUUAUAGUCAAGUGUCCUUUAAGGCAUCCCUGUCCAGCUCCAGAGAGUGUAAAACUUAUAUAAUAUAUAACAAAAAUGUAUUUAUUUAAACAAAGAUCAGGUAUUUCAGGUAGUUAAUCGCUGAUUUUUGAUGUGGUUUUGCUGUUUCUUUAAUCCAAUCAGCAGUUUUUAUCAGCGCUCCUGUAAAUGUUGGACUGUGACAUCUUCACCCUCAGGACUCACUUUAUAUUUCACAUUAACUUUUUGAUGUGAAUAUAAUUGUGUCUGUUUUGUUUGUUUGUUUUGUUUUGUUUUCUUGGAACAAAUUCAAUAGUUGGAACCUGCAUCAUAAAGUCCUGAGUUCAUAUGAUUGUUCGUAUUGGUUCACAUCAUUACAGUCGUUAUUUUGUGACUAAUGCCAAACAAUCACUGAAUGCAUUCCAAGAGUAAAUGUCUUUGAACAAUGAGGACGACAAAUUAAAGCAGCUAAAGUCUCACAUGUUUUACUGCUGAUGAUGAUGGGACGAGUCAGUCUUUUUUAAAAAUAACAAACACACUAAAAAAAUGUAUCAAGGCAAAAAUGCUAAAAAACACACUUGGGAAAAUGUGAAAGUGUUUAUAAAGAGCAGACGUGUUGA